AAAAAGGAACGCUCAUUUCCGGUUGCAAAACCAUAACCGUGGAGAUCAGGCGAGCUGUUGCACGCAGUAAUGAGAUUAGAGACUGAGUCGCAUACCAGGCAUUCAUCGAAGUUUCACUACGACGCGACGCUGUGGUCCCGGAGACCAUCGAUCGAAACUAAGCGCUGCCUCGGCUCCAUUACGCUCUGCCAAAUGACCAUGUUCUAACGAUGCCGGCCGAUAACAUGUUCCCUGGUCUCGCCUUACCAGGCCAGAAACCUGACCAGGUGUUAAUCACCCCGUCUUCCACGGACAAACUGUUACUCCCUGUAGCCAACAUCACUACAACAUCUGCAACCAGUGCGGUAUCCUCUGCAGCCCUCCGAAAAGUUCCACUGCUGUCACCGGAGUGGGCAGAUAAAGCUGCCGUUGAGCUUAACGAGAAGCCAGAAACCGUCCAAACAAACAUCAGCUCCCUCAGAAGCAUGGUACUAGCUGAGACGCAUCUCCACGUGCGGACAGACGACGCCUUCCUUCUGAGAUUCCUUCGAGCUCGGAAGUUCAACUGCGCCGAAGCGUUCCGCAUGUUACAGCGGUACUACAUCAUGAAACUCCGGUGUCCUGAGCUGUUCAAAACUCCGCGCCCGUCGGAGAAGCAGCACAUCCUGGAGAUGCAAGCUCAGAACAUGCUGGAAGACCGGGACAGCAACGGUCGCAGAGUGUACAUAUUUCGAGUAGAGAAGUGCGAUGCCGCGAAUGUGAGCAUUGAGGACAUUUUCCGCACAAAUCUCUUGGCACUGGAGCACAUCGUCCAGGAACCGGAGACACAGAUAGCAGGUCUCGCCGUCAUUGUGGACAUGAACGGCUUCGGUUUCCAGCACGCCAAGUUCCUCUCGCCGUACUAUGCCCGUCGCACCGUCGACGUCAUACAGGAGACAUUUCCGCUGAGGUUCAAAGGAUUCCACGUGAUAAAUCAGCCGUUCUACUUUGACGCUGUGUUCGCUGUGCUGAAACCCUUCCUCAAGGAAAAGAUACGAAGACGGAUCUACUUGCACGGUAGAGACUUAAUCUCUCUGCACGCGUUCAUCAGCCCAGAAAUCCUGCCGGCAGAAUAUGGAGGCAGGAAGCCUAGUUUCGACAACAAGGGAUGGAGAUUGUCGCUUCUGGCGAACGAGGACAAGUUUGUUGAACUGGAGACUUAUGGAUAUAAAGUCGAAGAUUUAUCAGAAUAGGAAGUACAAUGACUCUUUACUGUGGAUUCUAUACCCAAGACUUGUGGAAGUCACUUCCAUUCUUUUACAGAACCAUUUGCAGUGAGACAGCGCGUUUAAGAUGUUGAAAGAGAGGGUUACUGACAUUGUUUCCUGAUCGAUUCAAUGUAUUCUUGUUCCACCUUAAACGCUUUUCAUUUUUUUACCUGGAUUUCGAAACAGACGCUUUAAAAGUCAGUAAAUUUAGCUUAAGUUUAGUUUCAUUAAGUUUCUCACUUGGCUGUGGUAAAUAUUACAAAAUAUAGAUACACAUAUUUACGUCUUUAAAAU
This is a messenger RNA of Zootermopsis nevadensis, 1520 nucleotides long. Its product is annotated as clavesin-2. Gene Ontology annotation, cellular component: membrane. The record is from RefSeq and is a predicted model, not a curated record. Lineage: Eukaryota; Metazoa; Arthropoda; Insecta; Blattodea; Termopsidae. Gene Ontology annotation, molecular function: phosphatidylinositol bisphosphate binding.